CUCAGCGCGGGCCGGCGGCGCCAUGUCCGGGACCAGCAGCCCCGAGGCCGUGAAGAAGCUGCUGGAAAACACGCAGGGAGAUCUGAGGGGCCUGAGCCUGGAGUGUCGGAAGAAAUUCCCCCCCGUCAAGGAGGCUGCUGAAUCAGGAAUAAUAAAAGUUAAAACGAUAGCUGCAAGAAACACCGAUAUUUUGGCAGCAUUGAAAGAGAACAGCUCAGAGGUAGUUCAGCCAUUUCUAAUGGGCUGUGGAACAAAGGAACCAAAGAUUACUCAACUGUGUCUAGCAGCCAUACAGAGACUUAUGUCACAUGAAGUUGUUUCAGAGGCUGCAGCUGGAAAUAUUAUUAAUAUGCUUUGGCAGCUGAUGGAAAAUAGUCUUGAAGAACUUAAGUUACUUCAGACAGUUCUAGUACUUUUAACAACCAAUACAGUUGUCCAUGAUGAAGCACUCUCCAAGGCAAUUGUCCUUUGCUUUCGACUUCACUUCACAAAAGAUAAUAUCACAAAUAACACUGCCGCAGCUACAGUGCGACAAGUAGUUACUGUCGUUUUUGAGAGAGUGGUUUCUGAAGACGAACGAUACAAAGAUGUUAUUGAACAACCAGUACCAGUUCCAGGAAACAGUAACAGAAGAUCUGUCAGUACUCUGAAACCAUGUGCUAAAGAUGCGUAUAUGCUUUUUCAGGAUCUUUGCCAGUUGGUUAAUGCUGAUGCUCCUUACUGGCUGGUGGGUAUGACAGAAAUGACCCGGACAUUUGGCCUUGAACUUCUUGAGUCAGUCCUCAAUGAUUUUCCUCAAGUGUUUUUACAACAUCAAGAAUUUAGUUUCCUCCUUAAAGAGAGGGUUUGCCCUCUUGUGAUAAAGCUGUUCUCCCCAAAUAUCAAGUUUAGACAGGGUUCCAGCACAUCAUCUUCACCUGCACCAGUGGAAAAACCAUAUUUUCCUAUCUGCAUGCGCUUGCUGAGAGUAGUCUCUGUUUUGAUCAAGCAGUUUUACAGUUUGCUGGUAACAGAAUGUGAGAUUUUCCUGUCACUGCUAGUGAAGUUUCUGGAUGCAGACAAACCACAAUGGCUAAGAGCUGUUGCAGUGGAAUCUAUCCACAGGCUUUGUGUGCAGCCCCAACUGUUAAGGUCCUUUUGUCAAUCCUAUGAUAUGAAACAGCAUUCUACCAAGGUUUUCCGUGACAUAGUAAAUGCACUGGGAUCAUUCAUCCAGUCGCUUUUUCUUGUACCAAGCACAGGAAACACUUCAACGACAGUAAACCAAACUGGAAGCAAUACAUCUGGUGGUACAGCCUCAGCACAAACCAACCCAGGAAUGCUGGGAAUGGGUGGAGGUGUGACUGUAUUACCUGCAUUUGAAUAUCGAGGCACCUGGAUACCUAUACUCACUGUAACAGUACAAGGGAGUGCUAAAGCUACCUACCUAGAAAUGCUGGAUAAAGUAGAGCCACCUACAAUUCCUGAAGGUUAUGCCAUGUCUGUGGCAUUCCACUGUUUACUGGAUCUUGUCCGUGGUAUCACUACCAUGAUUGAAGGAGAGUUGGGACAGGCUGAAACAGACAAUCAGACCAUGACUGAGGGAACUUCAUCACCAACACAGUCUUCGGAGCAGCAAGAUUCGCAGUCAGUAUCUGACCAAACUGACAAGGAGCUAGUUAACAGAGCUGUUUGGGAAGAAAUGGUGAAUGCGUGCUGGUGUGGUCUUCUUGCUGCACUGUCGCUGCUUCUUGAUGCCAGCACGGAUGAAGCUGCCACAGAAAAUAUUUUAAAAGCAGAAUUGACCAUGGCUGCACUUUGUGGAAAACUGGGUCUUGUAACUUCAAGAGAUGCCUUUAUCACUGCCAUUUGCAAAGGCUCCUUGCCUCCUCAUUAUGCCCUCACUGUACUGAACAGCACAACUACAACUCUCUCCAGCAAAUCUUAUUCUAUUCAGGGGCAGAAUGUUCAGAUGAUCAGUCCCUCAAGUGAGUCUCAUCAGCAAGUUGUAGCAGUAGGGCAACCGCUAGCUCUCCAGCCGCAGGGAACAGUAAUGCUGACUUCAAAAAAUAUCCAGUGUAUGAGGACAUUACUUAACUUGGCUCACUGCCAUGGAGCAGUUCUUGGUACAUCAUGGCAACUUGUCUUGGCUACUCUACAGCAUCUCGUAUGGAUUUUGGGUUUAAAGCCUGGCAUUGGAGGUGCCUUAAAACCCGGGAGAGCUGUAGAAGGACCCAGCACAGUUCUAACUACAGCAGUUAUGACUGAUUUACCAGUUAUAUCCAACAUACUUUCAAGACUAUUUGAAAGCUCACAGUUCCUUGAUGACGUGUCUUUACAUCAUUUAAUAAAUGCCCUUUGUUCCUUGUCUCUGGAAGCCAUGGAAAUGGCCUAUGGAAAUAACAAGGAACCAUCUCUUUUUGCUGUUGCUAAACUGUUGGAAACGGGACUGGUUAACAUGCAUAGGAUUGAGAUUCUGUGGAGACCUCUGACUGGUCACCUCCUAGAGGUCUGCCAGCAUCCAAACUCCAGAAUGAGAGAAUGGGGUGCAGAAGCGUUAACCUCUCUCAUUAAAGCAGGGCUGACAUUUAACCAUGACCCUCCAUUAUCACAAAAUCAGAGGCUGCAGUUGCUUUUGCUAAAUCCAUUGAAGGAACUGUCAAACAUUAUUCAUCCUGAUAUCAGGCUCAAACAACUGGAGUGUGUAUUACAGAUUUUGCAGAGUCAAGGUGACAGUCUGGGACCUGGCUGGCCAUUAGUCCUCGGUGUCAUGGGAGCAAUCAGAAGUGAUCAAGGAGAGUCCUUAAUACGGACUGCAUUCCAGUGUCUUCAGUUGGUUGUGACAGACUUCCUACCAACAAUGCCAUGCACUUGCCUACAAAUAGUUGUUGAAGUUGCAGGAAGCUUUGGACUUCACAAUCAAGAACUAAACAUUAGCCUAACAUCAAUUGGUUUGCUGUGGAAUAUUUCAGAUUAUUUCUUCCAAAGAGGUGAAACCAUUGAAAAAGAGCUGAACAAAGAGGAAGCAUUAUUGCAGAAGCAGGCAGAAGAGAAAGGAGUGUUGUUAAACCGUCCUUUCCACCCAGCACCGCCAUUUGACUGCCUUUGGCUCUGUCUCUAUGCCAAGCUGGGGGAACUGUGUGUAGAUCCACGACCUGCAGUUAGAAAGAGUGCUGGACAGACAUUGUUUUCUACAAUUGGUGCCCAUGGAACUUUACUUCAACAUUCAACAUGGCACACAGUUAUAUGGAAGGUUCUGUUUCACCUGUUGGAUAGGGUUAGAGAGUCUUCCACGACAGCUGACAAAGAGAAGAUUGAGUCAGGAGGAGGCAAUAUUCUCAUUCAUCAUUCAAGGGAUACAGCAGAGAAACAAUGGGCUGAGACAUGGGUAUUAACAUUGGCGGGAGUAGCGAGAAUAUUCAACACUAGGAGAUACUUACUACAACCUUUAGGAGAUUUUUCCAAAGCCUGGGAUGUUCUUCUUGAUCACAUCCAGUCUGCAGCACUCAGCAAAAACAGUGAAGUUUCCUUGGCUGCUCUGAAAAGUUUUCAGGAAAUUUUACAAAUUGUCUCUCCUGUCCGAGACUCAGAGAAACCUGAUACACCACCUGCUAUUAGUGUGCCUGCCCUCCUAGGGGCAAUGACUGCUACUGGUCUGGGCAGAUCAUUCAUGAGAACUGACUCUAUAGGAGAAAGAAUUGGAAGAUACAAUGAAUCCGAGCCACCUGUAAUAGAUGAGAUUGAAGAUUUAAAUCUUUGGUGGGCUGCCUGGAACACCUGGUAUAGGAUUGGCUCAGAAAGUACAAAGCCUCCAAUUACUUGUGAGAAAUUGACUUUCAUACCCAGCCAACCUUUUCUCACAGCUUUAAUUCAGAUAUUCCCAGCUCUCUACCAACACAUCAGAACUGGUUUCAGCAUGGAUGAUCUGCAAAAGCUCGGUGUCAUUUUACAUGGUGCUGUUUCAGUUCCAAUCAGUUCUGAUGCCUCCCCUUUCAUCCUGCCAUCUUAUACUGAAGCAGUUUUGACAAGUUUGCAGGAAGCAGUGCUUACAGCUUUAGAUGUCUUACAAAAGGCCAUAUGUGUAGGUUCAGAAAACAUGCAGAUAAUGUAUCCAGCAAUCUUUGAUCAGCUUUUGGCAUUUGUAGAAUUUUCCUGUAAACCGCCACAAUAUGGACAGCUGGAAAUGAAACACAUUGCAAAUGCAAAAUAUAAUCAGAUACAACUGUUUGCACCGGCAGAAUGGGUAGCAUUGAAUUAUGUACCAUUUGCUGAGAGAUCUUUGGAAGUUGUGGUGGAUUUAUACCAAAAGACUGCUUGCCACAAAGCUGUAGUUAAUGAGAAAGUUCUUCAGAACAUUAUUAAGACACUGAGGAUACCUCUGAGCUUGAAGUACGCCUGCCCCUCUGAAAGCACAUGGAAACUAGCAGUAUCUUCUCUUCUUAAAGUUCUUUCUAUUGGACUGCCAGUUGCAAGGCAGCAUGCCUCUUCUGGAAAAUUUGACAGUAUGUGGCCAGAACUAGCCAACACAUUUGAAGACUUUUUAUUCACCAAAAGUAUACCUCCAGAUAAUCUUUCUAUUCAAGAGUUUCAGAGAAACGAGAGUAUUGAUGUUGAGGUGGUGCAGCUCAUCAGCACAGAGAUACUGCCAUAUGCUAAUUUUAUUCCCAAGGAAUUUGUUGGUCAGAUAAUGACUAUGCUUAAUAAAGGUUCAAUACAUUCUCAGUCAUCCUCGUUUACGGAAGCAGAAAUAGAUAUUCGAAUGAGAGAAGAAUUUUCUAAGAUGUGCUUUGAAACGCUGCUUCAGUUUUCAUUCAGUAAUAAAGUCACAACUCCUCAGGAAGGAUACAUCUCUAGAAUGGCACUGUCUGUACUCUUGAAAAGAUCACAGGAUGUACUGUAUCGCUACAUAGAAGAUGAAAGAUUAAGUGGCAAGUGUCCUCUUCCACGGCAGCAAGUAACAGAAAUCAUAUUCGUUUUAAAAGCUGUCAGUACUCUAAUAGAUUCACUUAAGAAAACUCAGCCUGAAAAUGUUGAUGCAAACACAUGGGCACAAGUUAUUGCGUUGUACCCAACUUUAGUUGAAUGUAUCACUUGCUCAUCCUCGGAAGUCUGUUCAGCUCUCAAGGAGGCACUAGUUCCCUUUAAGGACUUCAUGCAUCCACCAGCACCCAAGAUCAAAAGGCAUUUCUCAUCUCAUCCUUAGCUCUCUGGAUCUUGUAAGAUAGAAUUGUGGUGCGUCCGUAUAAGUUCAUUGUUAGUACUACUCCAGCAGUUGAGUAAGACAUUUUUUCUAGUAAAAGAGGAUGUACUGAAUGAGGAAGUAGGGUGAAUGGUUAACAAUUGAUAUUCAUAGAUCAGCUAUUCUUAUUUUCUUUCAUAACAUUUUUUAUAAAUUCGAUACACAACAUUUAAACUCGUAGAGAUCUAUUUUCUAAGCAUGUUUUAAAGGCAUUUACUUUGGAAUACUUUCAAUCUCCAUUAUACUUGUUUUGAGGUUUUUUGUUAGCUUCUGUUACACAGCAACACUUAGUGAUAGAAGUCUCAACACUAUGCUGCAUGUUUGCUCCAUGGAGCCAUUCUAAUUAAUAUUUUGAACACAUGCUAGAUAUCCGCAGUGAUGCAGAACUCAGCUGAAGCAUGAACCAUAACUAAUUGUGCUCUAUGUGAUUGAUUCUUAGCCAUCAUAUAAGAAAAUAUUUUUUACACCCUUGGAUUUUGAGACCAUUUCCAGUUGCUGCAAAAGGGGUGAUAUAAGGUUUUAUUUUGUUCUGGUCAGCUAAGAAGUACCUAUUGAAUCAUACAAAUAAACAAAUGCCAACAAAAUGGCAGCUAUCCUGUCCUCCAUGAAGAUAUAGAUAUAUUUACAGAUAAAUUAAGAGAUCCAGUGGUGCCGUAACACCAGGUUGUAACUUUUUCUUUAUUUAGACAGAAAACAGUAAGCUAUCACUCUUGAGUUGUAGAAGUUGUCACAGUUGUACAAAGUGGUCUUAGUCUUGAGCUUUUACGAUUAACAGACAAUCCUGAUAAAUAUUUUAAUUUCCUGCUGUCUCCCAAAACCAGUUACUGCCUGGCAUGUAUGUCAGACUUAAAUCUCUUCAUGGGCAUGGUUUUAGCUAACCUCUUUAAGUGUCUUACUUUUAGUUGGCUAAUAAAGUUUAUAGUCUGCUGCCACUGACAAUUUAUUUUUACACUCCGUCUGUUUUUGUCUAAACAAAUUCCAUACACAAUGAUUAGAGAUGCUGUGACUGCCACUUAUCAUGCUGACCAGUAUUGUUUAAUUGUUUCCUAGUGCUCCCUUUGACAUUCUCUAUUGCCUGUUGUCUCUCAACUUAGUCUUAAAUUGUAAGCUCUUUUGGGGGAGGGACCAUCUUUUUGUUAUAUGUUUGUACAGCGACUAACACAGAGUAGCCCUGACUAGAGCCCAUAGGCACUAUUACUGGAUAAAUAAUAUAUAAUAAUGAUAAUAGUAGACAACCGCUUCUGCUUUGGACAUAAAUAUGUUUGGGGAUCAAGAAUUAUAUUUUAACUAAAAAUGUAUAUUUUAGCCAUACAGAUCACCACUGUGUUGAAGUUUUGUCAAGGGUUACCAUAGGCAAGGCUAGUAGAACACAAAAUUGCAACCCAUAAGGUUGACUGUUCCUCACUAGAAUCCUUAACUAAACUCAAACUUGAACUUAUUUUCUCAUUUCU
Messenger RNA from Chelonia mydas (Green sea turtle), 6669 nucleotides. RefSeq names its product MON2 homolog, regulator of endosome-to-Golgi trafficking (gene MON2). The transcript has 36 exons. The record is from RefSeq and is a predicted model, not a curated record. The coding region runs from base 23 to 5182 and encodes 1719 amino acids. Lineage: Eukaryota; Metazoa; Chordata; Testudines; Cheloniidae.